AUGUCCGAGUCUAUUGCAUUGAAAACUAUAAUGCCUUUUCCUGAUCCAAGAAACAAACUAAAAUAUUCGGAUACUGAAGACGAGGUGCCAUUGAUGGAUCACGACGAUUGGGUCGAGGAAACUUCCUCGACAGCACGCCGUCGGCGACCUCUGGCUAACUCAAAACCUUCAAAUAGUUCACGUAAUAUUUCUAAUAAUCAACUACAUAAAUCUCGGAUUAUACCUUUUCACGCGUCGAACAAAAUCAAAGAUAAAUAUCCUCCGAAUGUAGUCAGAAAUCAAAAAUAUAAUGUGUUCACAUUUUUCCCGUUGGUUUUAUACCAGCAGUUCCACAUUUUCAUCAACCUGUAUUUUCUUCUGGUAGCCUUAUCGCAAUUUAUUCCACCGCUAAAAAUCGGAUACAUUGUGACCUAUUUUGGACCUUUGUGUUUUGUUAUUGCCGUUACAAUUAGCAAAGAAGCUUAUGAUGAUUGGAAAAGAUAUAAACGCGACAAAGAAAAUAAUUCCCAGAAAUAUCAAAUUUUAACCAAGAAUGGAAUCGAGUUAGUCCCAAGUUCGCGCAUAAGAGUUGGUGAUAUGGUUAUUAUACAUAAAGAUCAAAGAAUACCUGCAGAUUUAGUACUAUUGCGAACCACUGAAGCAAGUGGCGCAUGUUUUAUUCGGACUGAUCAACUGGAUGGAGAAACAGAUUGGAAAAUGAGACUCGCUGUACCAUAUUGUCAAAAAUUAGCAUCUGAUGAAAGACUAGCACAAAUUGACGCAGACAUAUACGCUGAUUCGCCUCAAAAAGAUAUUCACAAUUUCAUUGGAAAUUUUUCAAAUCAUCCUAUUGAAUCCAUCACACCAGUAGUCGAAGCUUUAAAUGUUGAAAAUACUCUUUGGAUGAAUACUGUUCUUGCUUCUGGGACUGCAAUUGGAUUCGUAAUUUACACUGGUCAAGAUACGCGAGCAGUGAUGAACACUAGUCAUCCAGAAACAAAAAUUGGAUUACUGGAUCAUGAAAUUAAUAGGCUAUCAAAAAAUUCGAUUAUAGAUCCUGUUUGUUGUUACAUUAUUGCUUUCCCUUACCUUGAUCGCUUUGAAUGGUUUCCGAGGCCUAUGGUAUAUCUACCUAUUUCGAUUUCUGAUUCUCUUUUCAUCGAUUAUCCCAAUUGGGUGGCGUCGUUGUCUAAUAAAUAUGUAAAAUUGUUCAGCUUGCGCGUAAACUUGGACAUGGGUAAAACAGUGUGUGGGUAUCAGAUAAUGAAUGAUAAAGAGAUACCCAAUACUAUUGUUCGAACAAGCACAAUUCCUGAAGAGCUUGGACGUGUUGAAUAUUUAUUAUCAGACAAAACUGGAACUUUGACCAAAAAUGAUAUGGAGCUCAAAAAGCUACAUAUGGGUACAAUGUCAUAUGGUGUCGAUACAAUGGAUGAGAUUUCUUCUCAUCUUGACAUGGCUUUUGCACCUCGUCAAGAACACACACAUACGCGGAAUUCAUCACGCAAUGCAAUCUCCGUAACUGCUGCUAAUUGGGGUGGGAAGGGUAGGAGAGAUAUUACUUCGAGAAUACGGGAUAUUGUGCUAGCACUCGCGUUAUGUCACAAUGUCACUCCAGUAAAGGAAGAUGGGCAAGUCACAUAUCAAGCUUCUUCUCCUGAUGAGGUGGCAAUUGUUCGAUGGACAGAGCGCGUGGGAUUGACUUUGGUAUUCCGAGAUGUGAAUGCAAUACAUCUUCGAACAUCCCACGGUGAAAUUCUUGAAUUCUCGAUUCUCCAAAUCUUUCCUUUCACAAGUGAGACUAAACGAAUGGGAAUCGUCGUUAGGGAGAAAAGCACUGGUGAGAUAAUGUUUUACGAAAAGGGUGCCGAUGUGGUCAUGACCAAAAUUGUACAGUAUAAUGAUUGGCUUGAUGAAGAAUGUGGCAAUAUGGCAAGAGAAGGAUUAAGAACAUUGGUUGUUGCACGAAAACGUUUAUCCGAAGAAGUUUAUCAUGACUUCGAACAAAGAUAUCACGAAGCAAAAACCAGUAUGAAUGAUCGAAAAGCCCAAGAACAUUCUGUUGUCUCUUCGAUACUAGAACGUGAUCUUGAACUUUUGGGUGUUACCGGAGUUGAAGAUAAAUUACAAGAUGGCGUGAAAACGACGUUAGAAUUUUUGAAAAAUGCCGGAUUAAAAAUUUGGAUGUUGACCGGGGAUAAGAUCGAAACCGCGACAUGUAUUGCUAUUUCUUCAAAAUUAGUUGACAAAAAUCAAUUUAUUCAUACAAUUUCAAAAGUAAGCAGUAUUGAUCUUGCAAUGGAUGAAAUUGAUGCCUUGCAUAGUAAACCGGACUGUAGUUUAGUCAUUGAUGGAGAAUCUCUUCAAGUGUAUUUAGAUCAUUACAGACAUGAAUUUAUUGAUCUCGCAGUUCGAUUGCCAGUAGUGGUAGCUUGUCGAUGCACACCCACACAAAAGGCCGAGAUUACGCGACUCAUCAAAAAUUUCACGAAAAAGCGUGUUUGUUGUAUAGGAGAUGGUGGUAAUGAUGUUAGCAUGAUUCAAGCCGCUGAUGUUGUAUGGCAUGGCAGAAACAGCUAUAAAAGAUCCGCGAAACUCGCACAGUUUGUGAUUCAUCGUGGUCUAAUAAUAUCUGUUAUACAAGCAGGAUGGCUUAUAGUUGGAUAUUCUACAAUAUACACGAUGGCACCGGUAUUUUCUUUGGUACUGGAUCAAGAUGUGAAUCACAGAAUAGCUAUGGAAUUUCCCGAACUUUACAAGGAAUUAACAAAGGGACGGUCAUUAUCCUACAGAACCUUUUUUCAAUGGGUCAUGAUUAGUGUAUAUCAAGGUGGCGCUAUUAUGAUUAUGUCAAUCGUGUUAUUUGAGGAUCAAUUUGUCCAUAUAGUUUCUAUUUCAUUCACGUCUUUAAUUAUCAAUGAAUUACUUAUGGUCGCUUUGGAAAUUAAUACAUGGCAUCCAUAUAUGAUAAUAUCCGAGAUUCUGACUCUGGCAAUCUAUUGCGUUUCGAUGAUUUUUCUACCGACUUAUUUUGAUUUAUCUUUUAUUCUGACGCCAACUUUUAUAUGGAAGGUCGCAGUGAUAACAGCCAUAAGCAGCAUGCCACUCUACCUUGUAAAGUGUAUCAAACGAAGAUACGCUCCGCCUAUUUAUACAAAAUUAAAAUAA
Ambispora leptoticha is the source of this 3147-nucleotide messenger RNA. Lineage: Eukaryota; Fungi; Glomeromycota; Glomeromycetes; Archaeosporales; Ambisporaceae. The record is from the annotation of a GenBank genome assembly.